AUAUCGCAGUCGCCCCCGGUGAACGGAUGCCAGACGUUCCGAUCGCGGUGGGUACCGGUAAAAUAUAUCGGUGUAAAUUUUAAUUCUCGGUAGGAUAAGUAGAAAAAAAAAGGAAUGAAAAAAAAAAAUGAUACAGGGGAGAAAAAUUCGAGGGGAUUAGAGGAAUCGGAUCGUGAAUCGCGUUACCAACAAUCGUAGUUAAAUAGAUAAAACACGAUGUGGGUGCUGCGUGUAAAAAUCUACGCGUUGACCUCCAUUGUAUUAUCUUGCCGGAACGGAUAAAAGGCGAGAGAUUAAUUGUUUGCUGAUGCGUUUAAAUUAAAAUAAUAAUAACAUAUAUAUAUGUAUAUGUAUAUAUAUAAAUCGUCUAUUGUUGGUGAGAAUAGGUCGUGAAUAUACUCCUACAUAGGUGGGGAGAUACGGUCGUAGGAAAAUAAGUGAAAGAAAAAGAAAAAAAAAAAAAUUAUUUAGAGACACACAUGUGUACAACGCGUACACAUAUAAAAUUAUAUGAAUUGCUGCAACAGCCGCUGCUCCCGAUAAACGCGCGCAACAAGUCCAACGCGUGGUCACGAUACAGUGAUCCUUUAGCAGCUACAUGCAGCUGCGCAGACAACGUAUCAUUAUUUUUAUCAAUAAGAACUCGCUUUUAUAUGCCGCAGAUAAAUUAAUGAUAUACGAUCAACGGUGUACUUCCGAUUGAUCGCUUAAUCGAAAAAAAUAAAGCAAGAAAAAAUUGAAAUGUUCUUUUUAACGAAAUUCAAUCGGUGAUGAAGGAGUCGACGAUACCGGAAACAUUCUCAAUAAUCUUCGCGACAAUAUUGAAAAUCACUACGUUUCAGCCGCAUCGAUUUCAAUCUUUCGAUCAUUAGAAUUCUUAGGGCCGCACGAGUCCCCGUGCGGCUCCGGGGGGAAGAGUCGCGCUGUGUCCGAACUCUUCGAGGUACAGAGCUCCCGGGUUAUGAUGCAGUGUGUCCACUCUACCUGAUGCACGUUAUCGCACGUCGUGUGUAUAAGUGCGUACGUUGUGUGUCCGGUUACCCACGCGCUGACUACACAUCGUGAAUGCGAGAUUGAAAUGAACGCGGACCCGAACCGUCAUUAAUAUGGAUGGGGUAACGAAACGCUCUGGAUGAAGCAGGUAUCGCGUAUUAGUGCGCUUCGUAUAUACCCUAUACACGAAUGAUACGUCGGAGAUAUCGUCGCGGUGUUACAUGUACACAUAGAGACGAGAGAGCGUAAAUAUUCCACGCCGUGCUCGGGCCCUACAAGACCCACGCGACUCGAAACCCCGUCAACUCCGUAUACAUUGACGACUUAUGGGCGCGUGAAGACGUUCGAUACCCCCGUGUGAUUUUUCACAAAUUUUCUCCACUCUCCCUCUCGACAAAGCCACGCCUUUUCGCCACAAGAUACCCAUUUCUGUGGACUACGUCCUCCCCGUUGUAUCUACAACCUUCGACGCUCGAUAAAAACGUGCGAUAACGAACGCUCCUAAACGAGAAUAGGUUUCCAGCUGCGGUUGACACAUAUAAUGUAUACUGUCAUUCCUACCGUUCGUCUUGCGCGACGAGUAUCGUUUCGCUCCAUAAAUACUCGAUAUGAUCGAUUCCUUUGUCUUUUUUAAAAAAUUCAUAAUCGUCGAUAACUUUGUACACAUUUGCGUACGUCAUAUUCGUAAGGGUGGUCGAACGGAGGGAGGCACGUGUCCGCGUGUGUGUAUGGGAAAAAGUUUUCUAGACGUAUCCGCUGCCGCUGCGGAAUUGCAGAGUUAACUUCAUCCAUUAGGAUAUUUUAUUCAUAAUCAUCGGACGGGAAAAUUUGCUCUCCUCGCGCCACCCCGCGCCUGCACGGUCCGCGGUACACCCUCGUCGAGCGUUGCGCGCCCUUUGCUCGCAAUAUCGGCUCGAACUCCAUCGCUUCUCCGCUCUCUCGACCGUCCCCCUCUCCUCGUUUCUUCUCUCACCUCGGCGCGUCCGGGACUCCGCGGGCCGCCGGGCGGCUACCCCCGUCAUUUUUCACGCUUGUAACAACGAUUUACCCCGUCAUCUUUCACCGAUUGCCGACGAGUCACCCCCUAGGUAUACCUACGAUUUGUACCGUAUAGAUACUUUCUGGCGUCGUAAAGCUUAGAUUAAUUCCAAUACACACGGGACGUUUGGUGCAUUUCGUGCGAUAUAUACCUAUAGCAUGCGUUACGUACGUAUUGUGCGUUAUCCUCCCGUUGCAGCAUAAUUUAACAGGGGGGAUCACUGAACCGGUGACAAAUUCUGUAGGCGUGACGACACCGCUCCGUAGUGAAUCGGAAAUAAAAUUUCAGCGAAACUGGAGGGACGGAAAAAAAAUCAUCACGACGAUGACUCGAAAUGGUUUUCCAUUUUUUCCGGGGAUGGUACGUCGUUCGUUUUUGAUUUUUCAUAUCUGGCGUGGGUCGGCUCGUCGGAUGUGAAAUUCGCGUGCGGCGGAUUCGAGUGAAGGAUCGGGAAUUGAUUUCGUUUCGAUUUUCAGGGUCUUCUCGUUGUCGAUGGUCGUACAAAGGACGACGUGGGCACCGUCUCCACGCCCUGCCUGGGGUGUUUUCGGGUAUCCUCGUAGGUCUCUUUCGUAGAGCUUUACGAGGGGCCUUGGACAUCGAUCAAACCACCCGUCGGACGUCAGGAAUGCGAUGUACAAAUUUGUCGAGCGUAUUCUCUAUUAUACUUAUUAGAUGUAUAACGCUGGAGCAAAAAGAGAAACAAGUCGAUACGGACCGACUAGGAGUAGGUAUGGGAAGGUGCCGAGACAAAAGAUGGACGUGGAACAGUCGUUACCCUCCGCGAAAGGGGGAGAAAAUAGAGAAGAGAUGCGCGGAUGAUGCGAAGGGAUAUAACGAAAGUGAAGAGAGGUGGUGGGAAGGGAAUUUCGGAGGGCUUCAACAAACGGUCCACUGUAACGCGUCCGUCCGCAAGUUCAGUUGACUCAGGUUCUCGUUUUAAUACCUUUUUCACUAGUCAGCAACCCGCCUCCGCCUCCACCGUCCGCACCGUCGACUCGCGGCGGUGAAUCAUCAUCGUUCGUUGCUGCUCGCCGUGCCGUGCGAUAAGCAAAGACUCUUCACGGUUCGGAUGGAAUCUGGCUGGCGCAGCGUGUACAACCGCGGUGCGAUACACACCUACGAUUUACAUACAGGUAGAAUCGUAUUACGUUACAUUACCCCGCUCGGUUUUAUCCACAUCGCGGGUACGUUUGUUUAAUCGUCGGACACAAAAAUUCCAGGUUUUAGUACCGCUACUACACCUGUGCGCGCCUCAAACUUUACGAUAAAAAAGGUAAACGAAUUAAAUAAUUAAUGGAUAAAACGAAUUACGGUAAUGAUCAAUUUCGCAUGGAUAUGGAGGUAAAAAAGCGCGGGCAGGGGAGGUCGGGGGGGGGGUAAUUGAAAUUUUAAAGGCGAACGGAAGUCGGGUUCCCGAAAGGCGACCGGCUAAAAAGACCCGGGGAGGGGCGACUCGCUGCAACUUAUGGAGCAACGCAACGGGACGUCGCGUUCUAUAUAGUUAUAUGUAGCGUGAAACAAGAGUCGAAAAGAAAGCAAUAAAGAAAAAAAAAACAAACCAGAAGAAGAAAAACCGAGAGAGAAAAAAAUUGCAAAUGUAAAAUGCCCGUCGACCGACCGACCCGUCGUCACCCACCGUGACACCCCUUGCACCGCUGCAUCCGUAUUGUUAGUUUUACAGCCGACGCAACGCGGGGCGACGACGGAAAGCCUGGUAGAACUUUGAAGAGAGGAACUGCCGCUCGUACCAAAAAUAUCUCCGGCGUUUAUUAAUUUUCAGAUUUUUUCAAUACGCCCGAAUUUUUUUCGAACGUUCCAGCAGAGGUGUGAAAUUAUCUUGGACAAAAGUAGCAGCGUCCGAGUCCACGAGAACCUGACAAAAUUCUAUCGUAAAAUAGCGUAGGUUUCGUAAACUUUCAUUUGCGAUACCGCGGUAACAAAUGAAAUAAACUAGCCGAUCGGGAACUACGCGAUGGGAAAACGGGAACACACACAAGAGCCCAGGGGUUCCGAGGAAAAUUCAUUUCCUGACCGGAACGCACCGCGCGUUUCCUGUCGGCUACAUUCUAUGACGGGAAUAUAAUAUCACAAAAUGUAGACGUUAUCUGCGUUUGAAGGCAACUGCGAAUAAACUUGAAUUCUUCGAAACAAGUUACAAGAAACUUCCAUCUCCGAACACGGGGGGAGGGGGGGAAAAACGAGGCUGCGAAGUGGGGUUGAUACGGCGAUUCGAACCCGUCGAAAAAUUUUACUCUUUCUGCUCGUUGUAAAGGUAAAAUAAUUAUUAAUAGCUUCGGCAAUUAGUGGAACGGGAGUUUUGCCCAAUAAUUCGAUACUUAAAGUACACUUUACGCGGACGUUCAUCGCGCGCACAUAAUACCUAUAGCUGGUAGUCGAAUAAUUGAGACGUUUUGACAGCGGCUGUAAUAAUCCACUGACGAGUUUUUAAUCACAAACUAGAAGUCGCGGACUAUAACUAUACCGCGCUUAAGCGCCCCGUAAUUAAGGAACAUCGCGCAUCGGUCUAUCAUUAAAUAUUAACGUCGUUCAUCGCCUCCUGCACGGUGACACAACGACGGGCGCGAACUUUAUCCGACAAUCGCGAUGAAGAUGUCGAAACGGGUGGUCGCAACGGACGCCUAUCACAAAUCGACCGCAGUUUUGUUGAUGAUUUUAUACGUCGUCGGCGUAUUUCCGAUCUCGAGAGAUUCGCAAGGUUCGAUUUGAAAUAGCUUAUCUAUGAUGUACGUGUACGGUAGCCGGUGGUAACUUCGCGGUUGUUUUUAACAACACCGUUUUCAAAGUGGAUCGCACUUUUAUAUUAGCCCAUUUAUUUUUCUCCGUUGAUAAAAUUAUCGUCAGCUGAUCCUAAUUAUAUUUACACAUGUAUUAGAGUCGGCAAUAAAAUGCAGCGUCUGUAAGCUCGGUGUGCGCCGUCGAGACACGUUACGGUUAAAAAAUGUUUUGCUUCGAGUCACGAAAUCGAACGGCUUCAACGCACUUCGUCAAAGCUUUUACGAUUAUAUUGUUCUCCGCAUGUGCACUCGCGGUUCAACUCUACGUAUAAUCGACUCGGUUGUGUGUGUGUGUGUGUCAGCGAGCGUAUUAUGUAUUAAUAAAUUUACUUCGAUCAUCCGACCGGCUCCGCGUAUACGCGCGAGUAAUGUACUUUUUGCAUAUAAUAUUCUUCAGGAGUCUACAAAUUUCGAUGGAUAUCCGGCGGUACAUUUUAUUCGAUUCUCGUCUACUUCGUCACCUCGUGUGGGGUCACUUAUUCCAUGUGUAUCAAGAUCGUCGACUUUUGGAAUCCCGAGCUCCCGUUCGACCAGUACCUUUUCAAUUUGAUUUUCAUAUUCACCCUGUCUUUCCACUGGUUUUUUCAACUGGUCAGUUGACCGUCCUGCGAACGGAUCGCGGAAUACCUUACGAUGUGGACUCGAUAUCAGGAAGACUUCAUAUCCGCAAGCGGAAGAACGAUAAACUUUGAUUACAGGCUUAAAUUUAUCGUUAUUCAGAGUUUUGGUAUAACGAUGGCGGUUGUAACACCGAUUGCUCAAACGGUUUUGUUGGGAACAUUCACGAUCGAGGAAACCGUCGGUUUUUACCACCAACUCACGCUGUACACCGUUUUUGCCGUGUGGUGGUCUCUUCAGUGUAACGCAUUUGCAUGCGCGGUGAGAAGCUUGCGAGAAAACAUGAAAAGGGAACUCGCGGCCAAUCCGAUGAGAGUCGACAUCAAAAGUUACCGAAAAUUAUGGAUCGCUGUCUACGCGAUGAUGGAGAAAUUUUCAUCUUCAGUCUACUACCUGUACGGUAUUUACAACGCCGCCAACUACCUCUGCCUCUUCGUAUCCGGCUAUUGCGCGGUUUCCCUAUUUCUGACUAUGCAGAGUCCCCAUCACACCGUACUGACUCCAAAAUUUCUCGGAUUCAUCGUGUGCAUCCUAUACUUCGGUAUACAUUACUACGGAUUUAUCAAUUCGGCUGACCGUAUGAUCGAGGAAUUUACGCACGCCCUGAGAAACGAUCUCCUCGAACUCCAGCCAUACAAAUUAUCGAAAGACAACGCUAGGGAGGUACUUUUAUUCAUCGAUACCAUAUACGUGAAGAAGGUUGAACUGGUUGUCGGGGGAAAUUUCACGAUCGAAAGAAGAACACUGAGCGACUUCAUCUCGUCGAUGGCUAUGUGGUGGCUUGUUUUACUGCAGAUCAAGAUCGCGUUGCCUCAAAACGACGAUGAUUGAUACAUAUAGAUAUGGGAUCGUCGAAGAAGAUCAUCGAUCGCGUAUAAUUUUAGCGUUUGCACAAACAUGACGUGUGAAAUUCUAGGAGAUUCACAACAUCGGCAUUGUUCUCCACAGUCGUCGCAUAUGUAGCUGAUAUAUAUAUAUAUAAUCGUUGUUUUAUGCAAAUAAAAGAUAAAUGAUAGCGUGCAGUGAUGAUGGUCGUAUGAUUCUCGAUGUUAGGUAUAGGCUGCCGUACAAUCGUUUGCAUAUCUAACGAUGAUCGCUUCAUUGAUGUGGUAUAUUUAUAAGUACGUGGAAUAAGUCUGUACGAAUGGGUUACGUGAAACGUAGAGGAUUUUUAAAUUCAUGUAUCCACAGUCCACCGUGAGACAUUAUCUUCCCAUUAAGGCUAUUUGAAGGCGGUGGCCAAUACCGUAUAACAAGACCUUCUUUUAUCGGAACUGACCGAUCUCCGUUACGAACAGGUCGGAGAAAUGAUAAAAUGAAUUAAGAACAAAUUUUCUAUUUCUAUGUUAUUUCAAACGAUUUUCUGGCGAUGAUAACAACUAAUUUAUCUCAAUCGAAGGAACCUAAUUUAAUAAUUGUUAUCGCGCGAAUUCGACAUCAACAGAUAGGUAUAUUAACUUUCCGUUAUCAUAAGUAAAUUUAAUGGUAUCAAAUUAGAGUGUUAGGCGACG
Messenger RNA from Athalia rosae (coleseed sawfly), 6959 nucleotides. Its product is annotated as gustatory and odorant receptor 22-like. The coding region runs from base 5464 to 6279 and encodes 271 amino acids. The transcript has 8 exons. The record is from RefSeq and is a predicted model, not a curated record. Lineage: Eukaryota; Metazoa; Arthropoda; Insecta; Hymenoptera; Athaliidae.